GAAACCCCUAGUUUAGCGGGUGGUCAUUUGUUCUUGAAUUUGGCUUUGGGUUGGUUCUUGAUUAGGCUUCUUUUUUGGGUGUUCAAUUUCUUUGGGUUUCUUGGCAUUCUGGGUCUAUGGCUUCCAACAAGGAAAGUAUGAUCAAGCGUGGGUUUCAAAGCGGCAAGCCAAGGAUGCGAGUUAUGAAGCGCCCUGAGAUUUUCCACUUUAGAAUCCCAGAACCAGAAGAAUAUGAUCUCAUGGAUGAAGAUGAAUCUGCUUCUGGUUUUGAAUCUUGUUCUGAAGUUAAGCUUUGCAGUCCUUGUGAUGCUUCUUUUUCUCCCAUGGAAGGCAGCAACACUGGUCCUCAGUACGACCCUUUUGAGUCUCAUAGCUCUGCUCUUCAAUCAAUUCGUGGUUCAUCUUCUACCCAUGAAAGUGAUGAUUCAAGCUCUACCCAUCAUCAACAUGAUGAUGAUGAACAAGAAAGCGAGGAACUUGAUGAGAUCAACAGCCCACAGAGCGAGUUUGGUCCAUCAUACUCUUCACCCUCUUACGCGACUUUUCCAGAGCCAUUGUCUCCACCAAGAUGUGCUUCCUAUUUCGACUGCAAUUUGUGCUUGAAAAUGGCAAGAGAGCCGGCGGUGAAUUCAUGUGGCCAUUUGUUCUGUGGGAUUUGUUUCCAAAAUUGGUUGCAGAUCUUCUGCCUCGACCAUCCGGAGUGCCCUGUUUGUAAGAGUGAGGUGUCUCCCUCCUCCAUCACUCUGAUUCUGCAGCCUGCCUCUGCCUCCUCCGAGACACCGGUCGGCCACGGAGACCUCAGUUCUGGCUUCAAUACACCACCACCACCAGGACCAAAGUAGGGCCUUUGUUUUGAAGAUUGAAUUAAUGUGCAGGUGGGAGCUAUAUAGCCUAUUGAUGUUGCAGUGUUCGCUCAAUGUUGAAUAUUAUUAUUGUGCUUGUAACUCUGGUUAUCCAAUUACAGCCUGAAAGUUACUUUAA
This is a messenger RNA of Prunus mume (Japanese apricot), 981 nucleotides long. The record is from RefSeq and is a predicted model, not a curated record. Lineage: Eukaryota; Viridiplantae; Streptophyta; Magnoliopsida; Rosales; Rosaceae.